This is a messenger RNA of Apis laboriosa (Himalayan honeybee), 2634 nucleotides long. RefSeq names its product kinesin-like protein KIF3A (gene Klp64D). The record is from RefSeq and is a predicted model, not a curated record. Gene Ontology annotation, biological process: microtubule-based movement. The coding region runs from base 276 to 2312 and encodes 678 amino acids. Gene Ontology annotation, molecular function: ATP binding; microtubule binding; microtubule motor activity. NCBI's taxonomy places the organism in Eukaryota, Metazoa, Arthropoda, Insecta, Hymenoptera, Apidae. The transcript is spliced from 9 exons.
UAAUAAAUACACAUAUAAAAAUAUUUUCAAUUCAUUUAUAUAAUUUUUGAAGAAUUAAAGAAUAAUAAUUGAUGAAUUAUUGAAUUUCUAACUUCAUGGAUUGUAAAUGAUGUGAUUUUGUACCUAUCUUCAUGUGAUACAAUCAUACAAAUCGAUCCAUUUGUUUACGGAGGUCGUCUGCUAGUCCAUUACGUUUUAUUAAAACAUUGUUUUGAGAUUAAAUAAUAUGCUCUAAAUCGUAUGUUUAUGUGACUUUAAAAGAAAAUAAAGCUGCAAUGCCGGGGACUGAAGAUAGUACAACAGAACUCGGAGAAAUAGAAAAUGUCAGAGUUGUGGUCCGUGUUCGACCUUUAAAUGGAAAGGAGUUGGACGGGCAUUGUAAGAACAUAGUAUGUGUGGAUACCAUAAAUAGUGAAAUAACAGUUGAGAAUCCCAAUGCUGCACAAGGAGAACCACCAAAAGUUUUUUCUUUUGAUGCUGUUUUUGAUACUGAUUCAACUCAAGUUGAUAUUUACAAUGAAACUGCAAGACCUAUUGUGGAUAAAGUUCUUCAAGGAUACAAUGGAACUAUAUUUGCAUAUGGACAAACAGGCACUGGUAAAACAUAUACCAUGUCAGGUGCAAAAACAUCUCCACAACUUAGAGGUAUUAUUCCUAAUACCUUUGCACAUAUUUUUGGACAUAUAGCUAAAGCUCAUGAUAAUCAAAAAUUUCUUGUGCGUGCAACAUAUUUAGAAAUUUAUAAUGAAGAAGUUAGAGAUUUAUUAGGUAAAGAUCAAAAUACAAGAUUAGAAGUAAAGGAAAGACCUGACAUUGGAGUAUUUGUAAAAGAUCUUAGUGGCUAUGUUGUCAAUAAUGCUGAUGAUUUAGAUCGAAUAAUGUCUCUUGGUAAUAAAAAUCGUGUUGUUGGAGCUACUGCAAUGAAUGUAUCAAGUUCAAGAUCUCAUGCAAUAUUUACAAUCACUGUUGAAUCUAGUCAACUUGGAGAGGAUGGUGAACAACAUGUUAAAAUGGGAAAACUUCAUUUAGUUGAUUUAGCUGGGUCAGAAAGACAAAGUAAAACAAAAGCUUCUGGGGUUCGUUUAAGAGAAGCAACAAAAAUUAAUUUAUCACUUUCAACACUAGGUAAUGUAAUAUCUGCAUUAGUUGAUGGUCAGAGUUCACAUGUGCCUUAUAGGAAUUCCAAACUAACAAGAUUAUUACAAGAUUCUUUGGGUGGAAAUUCAAAAACUUUAAUGUGUGCAAAUGUAAGUCCAGCAGAUAUAAACUAUGAUGAAACUAUCAGCACACUUCGUUACGCAAAUCGUGCUAAAAAUAUUAAAAAUAGAGCAAGAAUUAAUGAAGAUCCAAAAGAUGCUUUACUUCGACAAUUUCAAGUUGAAAUUGAACAAUUACGUAAACAAUUGGAAGAAAAUGGUGCUGAAAUCUCAGAAUCUGAAGAUGAAUCUGAAGAUUCUGAAGAAACAGGAGAAGCUAGACAUGAAAAAAAAGCACGACGUAGAAGAAGUCAAAUAUUAACAAUGGAAGAAUUAGAAGAUAGAGAUAUAGAUUCUAAUGAAAAAAUUGACAAAGCUGAAAGAGAAGAUAAAAGUCCUGAUGAUAAAGAUGUUAUUGAAUUAAAAAGAACUCAGAGUGAGAAAGAAGCAUUAAGAGAGAAAAUGCAAAAUUUACAAAACAAGAUUUUAGUUGGUGGUGAGAAUUUGUUAGAAAAAGCAGAAGCUCAAGAACAAUUAUUGGCUGCUGCAGCAAUUGAACUUGAACAACGUAAAAGUAGAGAAGAACAAUUAAAAAAAGCUAUUGAAGCAAAAGAAGCUGAACGAAUUGAUAUAGAAGAAAAAUAUUCUUCUUUGCAAGAAGAAGCUGCAGGAAAAACUAAAAAAUUAGCUCGAGUACACACAAUGUUAAUGUCUGUUAAAGCAGAAUUAUCUGAUUUACAGCAAGAACAUCAAAGGGAAAUGGAAGGACUUUUAGAAGGUGUUAGAGGUAUUGGGCGAGAGUUACAACUUCAAGAGUUAAUAGUAAACAGUUAUAUUCCUGUUCAAUAUCAGACAAUGAUUGAAAGAUAUGUUCAUUGGAAUGAAGAUAUUGGAGAAUGGCAAUUAAAAUGUGUAGCAUAUACAGGAAACAAUAUGCGAAAAGCACAAGCUACACCACCAAUAGGAAGUAAUAAAGAUCAAAUUCAACCUGACAUGUCAAAUAUAUAUCUCUCUUAUAAUAAUGGAAUCGACAAUACUUUCGUACAACCAAAAAAAAUACGAGGUAGAUCUGGGGUUCCAAGGCCAACUACAGCACAUAGACGUACACCACAUUAAAAUUAUUUAAAUUAUAAGACGAUAAAAAUAUUUAUAUUUCACUAAGUACCUUUUUUAGCACUUUUUUAAAGACAUUAUUCUAAUUUAUUUUUGUUUAUAUGAUAUAUAUAUGAUGAGGAAAUCAGUAUUUUCUGUAAUUAUACAUUUAUUUCUACUUUGAAUCAGGUUUGUUCUAACUUAUUUUAAAUACUGCAUAACAGCAAAGAUAUAGGAGAUAUAAUAAACAAUAGGACAAUAUCUAAUUAACAAAAACAAUUUAAAAACUACAAUUUCUGUGUUAUAUGACAUAUAAUUUAAAACUAAAUAAUAUAAACGAACUAUU